Molecule: messenger RNA, 674 nt
Organism: Acanthoscelides obtectus
Lineage: Eukaryota; Metazoa; Arthropoda; Insecta; Coleoptera; Chrysomelidae
Source: the annotation of a GenBank genome assembly
AUGGCUAAGAAUAAAUGGGACUUUGAUACCACAAUCAAAUUUAUCCCACAAUAUAAAUCCCAUUCUUGCUUGUGGAAUUUCCAGUCGACGGACUACAAAAAUAAACAGAAACGGGAUGCUGCAAUUGCCGCAAUAGUUGAAGAAACGGAUAUUGAUGGCCUUGGAGUGCCAGAAGUCAAAAAUAAGAUUAAAAAUUUGAGAUCCACGUACAGUCAAGAACUGAACAAAAUUAAUGAUUCAAAGAGAUCAGGGGCUGGGCUCAGUAAUGUGUAUACUUCAAACAUCAAGUGGCUGAAGGAAAUGAGAUUAAUGGACCCAGCACUGAAGAUACCAUUGCACAUGGAAAUGACCCCUCCGUGACCUUACACCGAAGCAAUUACUACAGCUGAUGUAACACAAACCAACGCCAAAAAUUUACCUACAUCAGCUUCUACUAGCAGCAUUGGAAAUAUUUCACAUGCAAGGAAGAGAAGUAGGGAUAUUGUCAAAGCGAUUUCUGAUUUGAAAAGCUUACAUGAGCAAGUCAAAUCUGCCGAAGAAAACCCUCUUGACGUGUUUGGGAAGAGUGUUGCAUCGCAACUUAAAACUUUUUCGGUAGAAAAUGCCUUAUUAGCUCAGUGUUGAAUCCAAAGCCUUUUGAGCGAAAUCGGUAUCAAGGAUUACAGAGAAAAGUC